Messenger RNA from Artibeus jamaicensis (Jamaican fruit-eating bat), 2004 nucleotides. It is a transcript of the gene NDFIP2, whose product is annotated as Nedd4 family interacting protein 2. Gene Ontology annotation, cellular component: perinuclear region of cytoplasm; endoplasmic reticulum; Golgi apparatus. The transcript has 8 exons. The record is from RefSeq and is a predicted model, not a curated record. Lineage: Eukaryota; Metazoa; Chordata; Mammalia; Chiroptera; Phyllostomidae. Gene Ontology annotation, molecular function: WW domain binding. Bases 33 to 1043 code for a protein of 336 amino acids. Gene Ontology annotation, biological process: vacuolar transport; ubiquitin-dependent protein catabolic process; positive regulation of protein ubiquitination.
CCCAACCAACGCCCCCUCCAGUCGCGCCGCGGAUGGGACGCCGAAGGACCAAGCGGGCAUGCGCGACCAUCCCGAGCAUGCUCAGUAGCGCGCGCGGUGCGCCCGAGCUUGAACAAGCUGCCGCUGACGCGGAGGUCUCCGCGGCUGCCGCGGGAGCGACAGGAAGUGAAGCGGCCCGUCCCUGUGACCGCGGAGGCAGAAACCGAGGCGGAAGGGACCCUGCGGCGACGUCGUCGUCGUCGGCGGGGGUGCCGGAGGGGGCUGAGCAUCUAGGGGACUCGCCGGCUGCGAAGCCGGAUCCCGAACCGGGCAGGAUGGAUUAUCACCAGCCGGGGACCGGCCGCUACCAGGUGCUUCACAAUGAAGAGGAUAAUUCAGAGUCACCUGCUGUGGAGCAGCCGUCGGCCUCGGCCCCGACGCCACAGACCGUGCGGACCGUCCCUGCGGCUCCGGUGCCCGAAACAGACUCCUCUCCGCCGCCCUACAGUAGCAUCACCGUGGAAGUCCCGACGACUUCAGAUACAGAAGUUUACAGUGAAUUUUAUCCUGUGCCACCUCCCUACAGUGUUGCUACCUCUCUUCCUACAUAUGAUGAAGCUGAGAAAGCAAAAGCUGCUGCAAUGGCAGCUGCAGCAGCAGAAACAUCUCAAAGAAUUCAGGAGGAAGAGUGUCCACCAAGAGAUGACUUCAGUGAUGCAGACCAGCUCAGAGUGGGUAAUGAUGGGAUCUUCAUGCUGGCAUUUUUCAUGGCAUUUAUUUUCAACUGGCUCGGAUUUUGUUUAUCCUUCUGCAUCACCAAUACCAUAGCUGGAAGGUAUGGUGCCAUCUGUGGCUUUGGCCUUUCAUUGAUCAAAUGGAUCCUUAUCGUCAGGUUUUCUGAUUAUUUCACUGGCUAUUUCAAUGGACAGUAUUGGCUUUGGUGGAUAUUUCUUGUACUUGGCCUGCUCCUUUUCUUCAGAGGAUUUGUUAAUUACCUAAAAGUCAGGAACAUGUCUGAAAGUAUGGCAGCUGCUCAUAGAACAAGGUAUUUCUUCUUAUUGUAGAGACUACAUCAACCAGACAUUCCUUUCUUACACCAAUGUGAAAUUUCCAGAUCAUCUUGUAAACCUACAACUUUAAUAGGAUAGAAGACUACUAAUAACAGAAGACAAAUUAGUUAAGAAAAGAUAGAGCUUCAAAAUUGAAUGGCAGAGUGGUUUAUGCCUAAAAGCCAUUUCUGUUCAUUCUCUUAAAUAUUUAUAUUUCAUUUGUUCCUGCAUUUGCAUAUGUGUCCCUCUAAAAGGCUUGCAUAUACUUGAAAGACACCGUGAAGUUGCAGCAGUGAAAUCCACUCACAUUUGGUUGAUCAGUGUUCAAUAUAAAUGGAAGAGUUGAGUGAUAAACAGUGUUCUAGCCUGUCAAUGCCAUGACUUCUGACCUGACCUUUAGUGUAAUAAAAUUGAGGUUAUUAACCAUGUCAAACGCUGUAGUUCCUGCCUCUUGAGAUUCAUCUGGUAACUGCACAUGAAACAUCCUGUGUUGGAAAGUUUUUCGGAAACUGCAGUGCUGAUUGCUAGAAAAGCUUUGUCUGAUGUUUGGACAUGAUUUUACAUCGUCAUUUAGCAAAGCUCUUUCUGUAAAUAACCAUGAAUAAAUUACUUUCUGCAUUGUUUUCCUAGAAAUCGUGUCUAGAUAUCUUCUCAUUAAUUUUAAAAUAAGUAACUUAAUAUAUACAGAACAUUUGGGUGUUAAAGAUAGUUUGUUUUAGGACAGAUUUUAAGAAAAUGUGGGUAUUUCACAUAUCCUUUAUAAGAAAAACAUUUUUAAGGGACAUGCCGGCGUCGGGGAUCUUCACACGAGAAGCAUGGUUUCUAGCCUUGCCUGUCUCAGAGAUUCUGACUGGAAGCGACUGUAUUAGAUGUUGUAUUUAUUUCAUUUAUGACAGUUUUGAAAAUUAAUUUUUUGAAUAAGAUAUUCUCAUUUGCAUUUGUCUUUUAAAAAGCCAAUAAAAGUAUCUUUUCAGUA